This is a messenger RNA of Eubalaena glacialis (North Atlantic right whale), 1044 nucleotides long. Its product is annotated as tetraspanin-6-like. The record is from RefSeq and is a predicted model, not a curated record. Gene Ontology annotation, cellular component: membrane. NCBI's taxonomy places the organism in Eukaryota, Metazoa, Chordata, Mammalia, Artiodactyla, Balaenidae. Bases 55 to 789 code for a protein of 244 amino acids. The transcript has a single exon.
UCGCUCACUCUGUUCCGAUCGCCUGGCGCGGCGGGGCAGGGUCUCGGGCUAGUCAUGGCGUCCCCGUCUCGGAGGUUGCAGACCAAACCGGUCAUCACUUGUUUCAAGAGCGUCCUCUUGAUCUACACAUUCAUCUUCUGGAUCACUGGUGUUAUCCUUCUUGCUGUUGGCAUUUGGGGCAAGGUGAGCCUAGAGAAUUAUUUUUCCCUUUUAAAUGAGAAGGCCACCAAUGUCCCCUUCGUGCCCAUUGGCACUGGCACUGUCAUUAUUCUUUUGGGCACCUUCGGCUGUUUUGCUACCUGCCGAGCUUCUGCAUGGAUGCUAAAACUGUAUGCAAUGUUUCUGACUCUCAUUUUUUUGGUUGAACUGGUCGCUGCCAUCGUAGGAUUUGUUUUCAGACAUGAGAUUAAGAACAGCUUUAAGAAUAAUUAUGAGAAAGCUUUAAAGCAAUAUAACACUACGGGAGAUUAUAGAAGCGAUGCAGUAGACAAGAUCCAAAAUACGUUGCAUUGUUGUGGUGUCACCGACUAUAGAGAUUGGAAGGAUACUAAUUAUUACUCAGAAAAAGGAUUUCCCAAGAGCUGCUGUAAACUUGAAGGUUGUUCUCAGAGAGAUGCAGAUAAAGUAAACAAUGAAGGUUGUUUUAUAAAGGUGAUGACCAUUAUAGAGUCAGAAAUGGGAGUUGUUGCGGGAAUUUCUUUUGGAGUUGCUUGCUUCCAGCUGAUUGGAAUCUCUCUAGCCUACUGCCUCUCUCACGCCAUAACAAAUAACCAGUAUGAGAUAGUGUAACCAGCAUAACACGGGCCUAUUCCUCUCCAACUUUAAGGAUAUUAACAUCCCCACCCCCAACCCUGUGAAUUACAAGAUCGCCUGGAUGGAAGACCGACAUUUCUUACAGAUAGAUUGAAAAACUAUAUCAGUAGUCUGAUUCGAUCAAGACAUUUGCUUGAUAUGUUCGAAGUCCACCUUUUGUCCCAUUCAUGUUAGAUAGUUGAAAUCCCCAUGUCACUCUGAAACACUGGAAGAGCUUAGUAAAUUGUAAAU